UAUUGUCCACAGCCCAAUCCACCCUCCAGCAACCGAGUUCAGAUCCUAACCUGCCAAGCUCCGGCCUCUACGCUGAUACGACCGUUGACAAACACUGGCCGCGCGCUGCUGUGCGUACUACAGCAACCAGAUAGAGCCAACGGACCCCUCCAGUAACCCCCAAAAAAUUAUAUCCGUCGCCCAUCCCAUCCACCCCCCAGGCUCGCAACUGCGUCCGACUGCCACGCUGGCUGAUUUGCCCCUACGCCUGUCUCGAUUGCGGCCCCUUCUUCAGUCCUUUCUCCUGUCUUCUUCCUGCUAUUGUACCCUUUGCUUCUCCCCUUCAACGAACCAGGACCUCGGGAGUGGUCCGGCGACUGACAUGACAUGGAGGGCACGUCGACCCCUCUGGCCGACUACUUCUGGAUCGCGGGUGUAGAGUCAAUUACCUACGACGAUGCCCCGCCAGGCCACGCCUCGCGCGACUACAAUGUAGAGUCGACCAUUGCUGAGGAUGGCGAGCCGGAGGAACCUGCCGACGCAAACAGCUCGUCCAGUCGGUUUUCCGCGAGACACUCCCGCCAAAGCUCCGGCCACCGUUUCUCGAAGUUGUCCCUGAGCGACAAUCGGUUCUCGAUAAGCACGAUCGAAGAUUUGGACGGCGGGAACACUGCUAGCAAUAGAAGUAGCGCUACCAUCCGCCCCGUCAACAACACCAACAACAACACCAACGGCCUCGCCGUCCCCGAAAAUGGCGGGCAGAACAGAGGGAGUGGGGGCACAACCCUCGAGGGGUUCGACUUCGACAGCGCGCUGCUCAAGUUCGCCGCCGAGAGGGAAGAUUUCCUGGAGGACCUCAGCUUCAGCGCUGGUGCCAAGGUUCAGACCAGGCAGCCCAUGACAAACCCGCGGACGGAGCGCAUCAAAGCAGACGACGCCGAACCCAGCGGCCGACGCAGCCCUCUCAGGAGUCUCCGAGGCAGCAUACGACGGCGCAUCAGCUUCCGCGACAUGAGCAGUUCGCGAAAACAGCCUAGUCCUGCUGGCAACAGGACGAGCCGAGCCCGUGGGUCUCCCUUUGUUCCUCUAUGCUUCCCCCCAAACGACUACCACUGACACUUUGCAGCUUCGGUUCGAACGACGAGACGAUUGAGUAACUACAACUC
Messenger RNA from Emericellopsis atlantica, 1145 nucleotides. RefSeq lists its product as uncharacterized. Bases 367 to 1095 code for a protein of 242 amino acids. The transcript has a single exon. The record is from RefSeq and is a predicted model, not a curated record. Lineage: Eukaryota; Fungi; Ascomycota; Sordariomycetes; Hypocreales; Bionectriaceae.